UCGAUAAAGUAAUACAUAGAUUACCCGUGAUUCAAUUUGGCGAGUCGUCAUCAUAAAAGUGACGUAUAUCAGUGGUAAAACAAGAAAAUAAAGCAUGGAUAAUGUUACGUCUGAUAAGACGGAGAAUAAAACUGCAUCCUUGACUGCUAACGCGCUUAAAAUGCCAUCGUGGUUGCUGGAGAUGACUGACAAUAUAGAAAGGAUUAAUGUAAGUAACGAUACCAAAUCACUAAAAAUGGAAACAUUUUUAUUAAUCGAUGACCAGCAUCAUUUUAAAAAGAUCACUAUCAAGAAAGAAGAUGAAGAUACAAACAAUGAACCUAGUAGCUAUCAAUCAAACUUAAGCCAUCUUUAUAUCGAUGCUAAUAUUAAGUUACAAACACCCACAAGCAAAUCACUGCCGAAUACACCAAAGAACGAACAAGUACAAGUUAAACGAAAAACACGCGCUUGUUCUGCCGUUGUGAAUGCAAAGCAUCGUACGAAGAAUAAUUUUCAUGGAUUGGAUGCAUAUUUGGAAAAAAAACAGAUGGAAAAGCAUGGCAUAGCAUCCGGAAAUUAUAGCGACAAUAAAACUAGCGACGAGGAAUCUUACUUUGAACAUCGAUUAUCAAAUGUUUCGAAUUGUGCAGAUACUCGAUUACAUUUGUCAGAUGACAAUUAUCUUAACGGUUCCACAUUUAGUAUACAGAAUGAAGGAAAUCCGAAAUUAUUAUCUGGUCAAUAUCAAGAAAUCUUGAAAUCUCUCCGCCUUAUGUCAAACAAUUCUAUUGUUAAAUCAUUUGUUAUUCUCUUCGAAUAG
Molecule: messenger RNA, 802 nt
Organism: Cyphomyrmex costatus
Lineage: Eukaryota; Metazoa; Arthropoda; Insecta; Hymenoptera; Formicidae
Exons: 3
Coding region: 95-802 (235 amino acids)
Source: RefSeq, a predicted model, not a curated record